AAGGAAAAAGAAAAGGAAAGGAGUUAAAUUUUUUGUUAUUUUCUCUCUCCUUAAACAAACUCAGCCAUUCGUCUCUCUCGCUCGCACACAGCUGCCAUAGCAGCAGUUUCUCCAAGCUUUCAAGUUCGAUUCCAGGCCCAAGUUUCUGUCUGAUUUCAAUUUCAAAUUCGUAUCGAGUGGACAUUUGUAAUGGGACGGAGGGAGUAUUAAUUGAUUGAGAAUCGGUCUCCCCUUUCUUAAUCAACUUUUACUUCGCGGCUCAUCGAUUCUUCAUUCAAUGAAUGUCAAUUUGGGAAGUAACGGUCAAUGGGAAGGAGGACACGCGUGCCCGUUGACUUAAGGACGCAACGAGAUUCCGGCAAGAAAACACGUUUUCUAUUGGGAUUGGUAUCAACUGCAGUUUUCUUCUUCAUUGAUUGGAUAGAGAUUUUUAAACCAACAAUAACAAAAUAUAAAAAGGGGAAAAUAGAUAUCCUCAGAAUCUGAGGCUAUUCUUCCAAAGUGUAUCUUUGACAUUGGGCUGAUGAGAGAUCAAGUGUGGAGAUGGGUUUUAGGGUUGGUUUACAUAUUUACAGUUGCAACAAUAUGGAUCGCAGCUAGUUUCAUUGUACAGUCAGUUGUAGAUGAGGGCGUCUCGCCGUUUCUGGUAACCUACAUUUGCAAUUCAUUAUUCGUGGUGUAUAUACCUUUAGUAGAAAUUGGGCGGUAUUUGGAGGAUAGGAAUGUAAGCAUUUUCUUUUGGUUAAAUAAGAGAAAUGAUGAUGCUGCGUUGCAAGACUCUAAGGUUUCAGAAGAGGCUAUUCUUCUUCACAAUAAUGAGGCUGGUGCUAUAGAGAAUGAAUUGAAUCCUGAUGAACAAGAAGUUGUGGAUCAUGGUGAAGUUGAGGUUGAUUUGAAGCAGUGUGGAGUAGGCAAGGAUUUGGAUGAGAAAGGGCGUUGGAUGCGUUGGAGAAUUGCCAAAGUAAGCAUCUUGAUCUGCCCCAUUUGGUUUAUGGCGCAGCUCACUUUUAAUCUCUCCCUCAAGUACACUACAGUUACUUCCAAUACCAUCCUGAGCAGUGCAUCCAGUCUGUUCACAUUUGUAGUUGCUGUUGUGUUCUUGGGUGAGAAGUUCACUUGGCUGAAGCUGAUCAGUGUUCUGCUUUGCAUGGGAGGAGUGAUCAUUGUCAGCCUCGGAGACUCGGGUUCAGGAUCAAGUGAGGUUGCCCCAAAUCCUGCACUGGGAGAUAUCCUUUCUCUUUUAUCUGCAGCAUUUUAUUCUGUUUAUAUAACACUUAUUCGCCAGAAAUUGCCUGAUGAAGACGAUAAAGUUCAAGGCCGUGUCAGUAUGGCACACUUUCUUGGAUUCCUGGGCUUGUUCAACUUGUUAAUAUUCUUUCCUGUGGCUCUCAUUCUUGAGUUGUCAAAGCUUGGGCUUUUCAACACCCUCACUGGGAAGCAAUUUGGUCUAAUCGUUGGCAAAGGUUUACUAGACAAUGUGGUGAGCGACUACCUAUGGGCCAAGGCUGUGCUCCUCACGACGACCACUGUGGCGACAGCGGGCCUUUCGAUUCAGGUACCGUUAGCGACCAUUGUGGAUUCGUUGAUUGGGAAUAUGCCUCAUCCGUUGGAUUACGUCGGAGCUGUGGCUGUGAUGAUCGGUUUUGCAGGCCUUAAUGUCCCUUCAGAUGCUCUUUCUACCACUGGAGAAGCCCAUCUUGAAUUGGAGACUGGAAAUACAAAUACAGCAACAAACGUUCACAAUGACCUUUGAGAUGCUGCUAAGUAGAUUUUUGCUUUAUAGAGUAUACAAGAAAGACUUUUUUCAAAAAAAAAAGAAAAAAAAAAGAAAAGAAAGAGAUUACGAGCGGACAUGUAAUAUUAACGGUUAGUUCAUUUCAAGUAUAUAAAAAAAAAGUUUGUUUGUCA
This is a messenger RNA of Salvia miltiorrhiza (redroot sage), 1908 nucleotides long. RefSeq lists its product as uncharacterized. NCBI's taxonomy places the organism in Eukaryota, Viridiplantae, Streptophyta, Magnoliopsida, Lamiales, Lamiaceae. The coding region runs from base 524 to 1753 and encodes 409 amino acids. The record is from RefSeq and is a predicted model, not a curated record. The transcript is spliced from 5 exons. Gene Ontology annotation, cellular component: membrane. Gene Ontology annotation, molecular function: transmembrane transporter activity. Gene Ontology annotation, biological process: transmembrane transport; regulation of peptide transport.